Messenger RNA from Sciurus carolinensis (gray squirrel), 2878 nucleotides. RefSeq names its product heterogeneous nuclear ribonucleoprotein A3 (gene Hnrnpa3). NCBI's taxonomy places the organism in Eukaryota, Metazoa, Chordata, Mammalia, Rodentia, Sciuridae. The coding region runs from base 68 to 1207 and encodes 379 amino acids. Gene Ontology annotation, molecular function: RNA binding. The transcript has 11 exons. The record is from RefSeq and is a predicted model, not a curated record.
CUGGCCCCGCCUCUUCCUCUCGGUCCCAUAUUGAACUCGAGUUGGAAGAGGCGAGUCCGGUCUCAAAAUGGAGGUAAAACCGCCGCCCGGUCGCCCCCAGCCCGACUCCGGCCGUCGCCGCCGCCGCCGGGGGGAGGAGGGCCAUGAUCCAAAGGAACCAGAGCAAUUGAGGAAGCUGUUUAUUGGUGGUCUGAGCUUUGAAACUACAGAUGAUAGUUUAAGAGAACAUUUUGAGAAAUGGGGCACACUCACAGAUUGUGUGGUAAUGAGAGACCCCCAAACAAAACGUUCCAGGGGCUUUGGUUUUGUGACUUACUCUUGUGUUGAAGAGGUGGAUGCAGCAAUGUGUGCUCGGCCACACAAGGUUGAUGGGCGUGUAGUGGAACCAAAGAGAGCUGUUUCUAGAGAGGAUUCUGUAAAGCCUGGUGCCCAUCUAACGGUGAAGAAAAUUUUUGUUGGUGGUAUUAAAGAAGAUACAGAAGAAUAUAAUUUGAGAGAUUACUUUGAAAAGUAUGGCAAGAUUGAAACCAUAGAAGUUAUGGAAGACCGGCAGAGUGGGAAAAAGAGAGGAUUUGCUUUUGUAACUUUUGAUGAUCAUGAUACAGUUGACAAAAUUGUUGUUCAGAAAUACCACACUAUUAAUGGGCAUAAUUGUGAAGUGAAAAAGGCCCUUUCUAAACAAGAGAUGCAGUCUGCUGGAUCACAAAGAGGUCGUGGUGGUGGAUCUGGCAACUUUAUGGGUCGUGGAGGAAACUUUGGAGGUGGUGGAGGUAACUUUGGCCGUGGUGGAAACUUUGGUGGAAGAGGAGGCUAUGGUGGUGGAGGUGGUGGCAGCAGAGGUAGUUAUGGAGGAGGUGAUGGUGGAUAUAAUGGAUUUGGAGGUGAUGGUGGCAACUAUGGCGGUGGUCCUGGUUAUAGUAGUAGAGGAGGCUAUGGUGGUGGUGGACCAGGAUAUGGAAACCAAGGUGGUGGAUAUGGUGGUGGAGGAGGAGGAUAUGAUGGUUACAAUGAAGGAGGAAAUUUUGGUGGUGGUAACUAUGGUGGUGGUGGGAACUAUAAUGAUUUUGGAAAUUACAGUGGACAACAGCAAUCAAAUUAUGGACCCAUGAAGGGGGGCAGUUUUGGUGGAAGAAGCUCUGGCAGUCCCUAUGGUGGUGGUUAUGGAUCUGGUGGUGGAAGUGGUGGAUAUGGUAGCAGAAGGUUUUAAAAACAGCAGAAAAGGGUUGAAUGAGAAUCCUUCUUGCCUAAAUGAGGAAUGUCUUUCCUACCAUCUUAAAUACGAAGGUUUCUGGCUGGGUAAGGUUUGUAGCUCACAGUAAAAUUUGAUGACACCAUUUAUUUCCCUACAAAUCUAUUACAUAUUUUAAAACUUCAUCCCCUUUCUAAUAGGUACAUUGGCAAAAUUAUCAAGUGGAAAACUUAUCUUGGUACCAUGUUCAACAUGUGUUAAACCUUAGACAGUUUUUUAAAUUCUCCUGAAAUGGCCACAAGUGUUCAUCUUGAUAAAGAUGUGUCAAGAUGUAUACAGUUCAUUAAUAUCUUUAGGGUCAAGUCAGGUUUUGGUAAAGGAAAAAAACUUGUGAAAACAGUUUUUGUAAUAAACAUGACUAAUAACAUGCGUUAAGCUGACAAUCCUCAUGCCAGGAAAAAUACCUUCAAAUGAAUUUUCACCAUUACCAGGUGGUACAGAUAAAAAGUUUUCUUCUUUCAGGUGGCCUCAUAAGUUCUCUUGCAUAUAAAUUCAGGGAAUUAUUUGAACAAAUAGAAUAAACUUUGGUUUUGUUUAUUUUGGUUACUCAUCCAGAAGCAGUGAAGGCUUAAUUAAACUAAUGAAAGGACAUCUUUUCCCAAAGAAUUAUUUGGUUACUAUUUAGAUCAGUUGCUGAUUGUACACAAGGGCUAUUUUUGCUGCCCCAAUAGGGCUUGUUAAAAACAGGUUUAAUUUAAUUUACUUUUUAAUAGAAUAACAAUUUCAGGGGACAGAUGCUCAAAACACUAGUUUCUAAGAUGUAAGUCAAUUUCCUUCCAUGAAUAGGAGUAUUGAGUUUGUCAUAGGGUUUAAGAAAAAAAGGUUGGGUCACCCAUCGUAGAAUUGAGUUAAAGGUAACAGCCUUUUAAUAAAAUUCCUUCACAACAUGGUUUAGUGGAGCAAAUUUGAUAAGAUCGAAAACAUUUUAAAGCAUUGUUCUUUCCAGUUCAUUUAUGAAAUAAAAGGAUUUUUUAAAAAUGUAGUUCCAUUGUCAUUUCUGAAAAUUACACAUUCUCUCUUUUUUUUUUUUUUUUUUUUUUUUUUUGUUUGGUGGUGCUGGGGUUGGAACCCAGGGCCUUUUUUCCUGCAUGCUAGGCAAGAGCUUUACCACUGAGCUACACCCCAGCCUCUCAAUACUAUCUUCAACUUGUAGCACCAUAAACAAAGUAAGGAAAUUGUUAACUAAAUGGGAAAUGGUGAGGCAAACUUCAAACUGAUUUUAUUAAACAUGCAGGUUAUUCCUUUCUCUAAAAGCAAGGUGACACUUUUCUACGGGAAAGGAUAUUUGGUAAAGCCCAUGUGUUAGGGGAUUAAGUAGAAAUAAAUUUGGUUUUAAGAGUUCUGGUAAAAGUCACAAUUAGGAAUAUUUCUAAUUAAUGACUAUCUCUUACAGUUCCGGUAACUGAUGUCACAAAGUAGUGAAUAAGCAUGCUAAUGUGCAGGGGUGACGUAAGGAUUGAGAGUUUAUCUAAAUAUUCACAAUUACUUUUGAAGCUUCAAUGUUUUCUGAUUUUUAAGACUUCAGAGGUGGUCUGUAAUGGAUUCAACUGUUUAAUUUGUAGUAUAAUGAAAUGUUUACAGAAAGAAAUUUUUCAUUAAAAUAUUUUUAGAAAUGUGUGUGUUUUCGUC